This is a messenger RNA of Anguilla rostrata (American eel), 988 nucleotides long. RefSeq names its product kinetochore localized astrin (SPAG5) binding protein (gene knstrn). Bases 185 to 889 code for a protein of 234 amino acids. NCBI's taxonomy places the organism in Eukaryota, Metazoa, Chordata, Actinopteri, Anguilliformes, Anguillidae. The record is from RefSeq and is a predicted model, not a curated record. Gene Ontology annotation, cellular component: kinetochore; microtubule plus-end; centriolar satellite. Gene Ontology annotation, biological process: spindle organization; regulation of attachment of spindle microtubules to kinetochore; mitotic sister chromatid segregation. The transcript has 9 exons.
UAUACGUAAGUUCCUUUUUCAAAUAUGAAGAAGGAAGUGACGAUUAUUUUUUUCAAAUUAAACAGCGGUCUUUAUCCACCUUCUGUCUUUGGUGGAACAACAGUAAAAGAAGUGACUUUCUGGAAAUUAACUUAUUGUUGUCCUAGAGCACAGCUUGCGUAGUUAGAUUUUUCACCUGGGACCAAUGUCUUCAAGAAUUCCAGUUUAUCAGGAGAAUCGACAACCAGAAAUUACAAACCCAAAGGCUACUGGUCGUAUUGCUGAAAAUAUGAAGAGAACUAAAUGUGAAUUCAAAGAAACGACUAUACCUUCAAAUUUUAACUUUGCCUUGAAAACGGACUCGGCUGGCAUACUGAAGCCUCACAACAAUGUACCCAGGAAAAAGUUCACAGCUACGACUUACAAAGGACCUUCAUCUAGACUGGAGACAGAGCUAAGAGACCAGAAAAGACUUUUGGAAGCAUUUAACGGAGACCUGCAAAAAAAUCUUUUGCAGUCCAAGGAAAAGGUUGACCUGCUGGAGCAGCAGUACAGAGAUCUUCAAGGAGAAAAGAAUGAGAUUCAGAAGCAGCUGGAGAGCUGUCUUCAUUUGCUGGUUGCAGGCAACAUUGACCUGGAUUUAGGUGAGGAACUAGCUGAAACAGCCCAACAAAAGGAGGAGCAAAGGAAAGAAGUGCAGAGCGUGUCCCAAGAACUGAUGGGGGAGUUGCAGACGUUUGGCCAAAAGGUUUCAGAACAUCGAGCACAGGUCCAGCAGGUGCAGGAAAGAAUGAGGGAUCUGAGAGAGAAGAGAGAGCAGCACUUGGAGGAGCGAGAGGCCUUUUCCCUGGAAGUGGAAGAAAUGGAGAAGGCUCUGGAGCAGGCAGAGCAACUUCUGGUGGAAAUGUAGAUGUUCGUGUGUGUCUGUGGGGGUGUGUGUGUGUGUGUGUGUGUAGUGCAGUGUUUUGUACAGCUCUGAAAUUGAAUAAAACCUCAGUUUUUACCACAA